Molecule: messenger RNA, 1270 nt
Organism: Centruroides sculpturatus (bark scorpion)
Lineage: Eukaryota; Metazoa; Arthropoda; Arachnida; Scorpiones; Buthidae
Gene: TBCB
Product: tubulin-folding cofactor B-like
Exons: 3
Coding region: 254-973 (239 amino acids)
Biological process (GO): tubulin complex assembly; post-chaperonin tubulin folding pathway; cytoplasmic microtubule organization
Cellular component (GO): cytoplasm; nucleus; microtubule plus-end
Molecular function (GO): alpha-tubulin binding; microtubule plus-end binding
Source: RefSeq, a predicted model, not a curated record
CGAAUGCUCGGACACGUGACAGUACACUCGUUUGCAGACUUUAGGACUGAUUGCGUCUUGGCUGUUUGUCUGUCCUGUGUCUAAGACUAAAAAAAGAGAAAUAUGGUUUUUGAUACUCAUUCAGUGAAUUAAACCAAUUCUACUGUGUCCCUAAAAACUGGUUGUCAUGACAAUAAACACUAACAGCAUAUAAAUACACAUAACAAACUUUUGCCAAUAACAUUUGAUAGAUUGUGAAGCGAUUAUAAAAAUUAUGGCCGAUCAAAUUAUAGACGAUAGUCCAGAAAUGGUAAGUAUAUUAAUAACUAGUAGCAUUAACUCGUUUGGAACGGAAAGACGUUUUCCGAAGAACGUCUCGAUUAGCGAACUGAAGAGAAAGUUGGAGUUAAUCACGGGUGCAUCCUCAUCCGGUAUGAAACUCGAGUUGCGAGAUAAGACCGAUGCAGUGGUUACUACUAUGACGGAUGGUAGUAAUUUAGGUUCUUAUACAAUUGGAGAAGGUAUGAGAAUUCAUGUGAUUGAUAACAGUCGUCAUGUCGGAGAGUUUGAAGAUCUUUCGAAAGUAGAAAAGUUUGUCCUGAGCGAUGAGGAAUAUCAAAAGAAAAGUGAUUCUUUAAGAGCUUUUAAGCUGAAAAAUAAACUUGGUCAAUUUAAUGAAGAAGAAGUUAAAAAAAUUAAAGAAGAAGAACAACAACUUAUUCAGAAUAUUUCUGUGGGAAAUCGUUGUGAAGUAACCAUUAGGGGAAAACCUAAAAGAAGAGGAACUGUUAUGUAUGUAGGAGAAACUGAUUUUAAACCAGGCUAUUGGAUUGGUGUUCAGUAUGAUGAACCUUUUGGAAAAAAUGAUGGCAGUGUUAAUGGAAAGAGAUAUUUCAGUUGCCCAGAUAAAUAUGGAGGAUUUGUAAAACCACAAGAUGUUGCUGUUGGUGAUUUUCCUGAAGAAGAUUUCACCAAAGAACUUGAUGAAAUAUAAAAUGAUUUUUUUCGAAGAAGAAAUGCUGAUUUGUUAAACAAAUAAUUUGCAUUUUCAGAUAUUUUAAUGCUUAAAUUACAUAUAUUAAAGUAAAUAAUUUUGCCUAAACUAGCUGCAGUACUAAAAUCUGAAAUGCAAUGAAAUAUAUGGUAAGACAUUUGACAUUUUGAAUCUUUGCAUGCAUCACAGGUAUUUAACUUAUGUAUUGAAUAUUGUAAAAAUUAUAAAUGUAAAAUGCAAAAUUUUUAGUGUGUUUUUUUAUUUGUAAGUUUGAAAUUUAAUGAAAAAUUAAUACUU